Lotus japonicus is the source of this 666-nucleotide messenger RNA. RefSeq lists its product as uncharacterized. Bases 115 to 393 code for a protein of 92 amino acids. The transcript has 2 exons. NCBI's taxonomy places the organism in Eukaryota, Viridiplantae, Streptophyta, Magnoliopsida, Fabales, Fabaceae. The record is from RefSeq and is a predicted model, not a curated record.
CAAAUUAUUAGAUAGAGUGAUAGAAAGGUUUUGUUUCUUCUUCUUCUUCCCCUUUCUGUUAAAAGCAGAGAGAAUAGAGAAGAAGGUGAGUUGAAGAAGAAGAAUAAAAAUCAAAUGGCUUCACCAACAUCAAGGAUCGCGUUCCGUAUUGUGAUGGUGUCACUAUUGCUUCUCGUUCUCUUCUACAUUGGUCGCCCUCUCUAUUGGAAAAUCUCCGCCACCGUCCACGAUAUCCGCAACAACAAGCAAACCGUCAGACAAGGUCUCUCCCAGAUCGUUUUGGAAGCUCAGAAAUCGGUGGGUUGGUAUCACGAUGAGUCUGAUUCUGGGGUUCGUGCUAAGAGCCGAAAGCUUCUUCUUCAUAACGCUUUUUCAUCGGUUUUUGUUGGUUAGAUGUUGUUAUAUGAUCGGGGUGUUCUUUGUUCUUUGUUCUAUUUCAUGAUUCUGUGAUUUGCAUAUGUAGUUUUUGUCCUUUAGGACAAAGUAACAAUUAGGUUAAAGGAUCUUAUGUUAUUGACUUACAAAAUGAUCAUAGCAUUCUAGGUUUGGGAGUGUUUCUAUUCUUGUCUAUUUUUCUUGUGUUAUAUAGAAAUACUUGUAUUUUCUCAGUUGAUACUCUAUGAAGCAACAGACAGUUGAUUAUAAUUUUAUGCAACUUAAGAGUGA